Molecule: messenger RNA, 716 nt
Organism: Acyrthosiphon pisum (pea aphid)
Lineage: Eukaryota; Metazoa; Arthropoda; Insecta; Hemiptera; Aphididae
Product: kelch-like protein 2
Exons: 4
Coding region: 273-716 (147 amino acids)
Molecular function (GO): protein binding
Source: RefSeq, a predicted model, not a curated record
ACUACACAGUCACACGCAGUUGUCGGGCUGUCUGUCUUUACCAAAUUAUUAUUUUUAUAUUGAUAUUUGCGUGUGUUCAAUUUAUUGUAUUAUAAUAUUAAAAUAUUGCAUAGUAAAGUCGUAACUCUUUGUCUCGUUAGUUAGCUGUUACUUGUUUAGAGUGUUAGACGUUCGUAUUGCGCCAAUCGCCGAUUGCACCGUCUGCUCAAGCCGCACUGUUUGUCAGUUUUUUAGGCCUUCAAAUCCUGAACUCAAUAUACCCGCAACUCACAAUGCAAAACGGAACGCAAAUACCAGAAUCCAGAAAAUGUGAACCAGCUGAAUACGAGUACAAAAAAACAUCUUAUGCGGAGUUAUUUGAAGUAUUACAAUCCUUACGCAAACACGAGAUUUUUUGUGACGUUAAACUUGAAACGGACGAUAAAAAAAUUAUAUUCGCACACAAGGUGGUUUUAGCAUCGGCUAGUCCGUAUUUCCAUGCAAUGUUCACAAAUUUUGCUGAAAAAAAUUAUGAUCUUGUUACUAUGAGACAGUUAAAUUCUACCUGUUUACAGCUGUUGGUAAAUUUUAUUUAUUCAGGCGAAAUCGUGAUCACAGAAAAAAAUGUCCAGGAUUUGUUAUCAGCUGCAAAUCUGCUACAGUUACAAGAAGUAAAAGAUGCAUGUUGUGAUUUUUUAGAGACACAACUCUGCUCUACCAAAUUGUAUCGGGUAUAA